GCAUGCUUUGAAACUACCUCAAGUUUCUACGGUGGCAUUUGCUUUCGACUUUUAUACGGAACUCGACUGAUUGAUCUGUAGAGAGUAACUUUCAAAUGAUUUUGAUUAAACCAUUUAGGAAUUUUACGAGGAAUGAGAGGUCGUAAACUAUUUACCUCCACUCAAGGCCGACUAGGUAGACGAAGCCACGCUCCAUGCCAGGAAUUUUACAUCCAGAAGUCAUCAGCAGAUCAAGGAAUAAUAUUACCAUUGUUUACUGUCGUUGGGAGGUUGAUCUUGGGUUAAUAUUUACGUGCGUUAAAAUAACUAUGUUUAAGGGGUCUUCGGAGAAAUAUAUAACAUCCGUUACAGUAAUAUUAACGAUUUUAACGCUGGUGUAAAUAAUAUUUAUAAUCAUUUCAGUGCCUAGAGUACUCAUUGUUACGUAGGCCUACAUCAGUGAAAAUUGAAAAGAGGUGGUGAUUACUACGUAUUAUACGAGAAAGAAUAAUAAAAUGGUUGGCGGAAUACCUAGGAAAUAUAACUUUUUGCUUGGGCGUAAAUGUCCCUAGAUAAAUUGAUUGUCAACAAACUUGUUUUAUUCUACAUGUAUUCAUCCCUAACCCUGCUAAUAUAAAUAUUCGUUUCGCCGUUAUAUUUGUCACGUGAUAACCACGGUUCCAGCAUUGUAACCCCCGUUGACGGCGUAGGGACGCUAUAGUACGUGCCGAAGAGCCGUUGACCACAGGGACUGGGUCCUGCCCCUGCCUUGUUUGUCAGCAUACUGCUAUCGCUGGCAGUUGUGCUAACUGGUCGGGCAAUUAUUGCCGGAAUACAGCUUUGCGAGACUCGGUGUUGUGACCAAAAAGCGUUACUUGGUUCGUCCAGUUCAACUUACAUAGUGUAUUCAGCAGGUGUUUUACCGAUUAGCCGGUAUGAGGCGUUUAUCAUCCAAAUCAAAAAAGGGUAAGGGCGCUAAUGCAAAUGAUAGCGGCAAAGGAUCUAUCCUAGACACAGAAGCUCAGGAUAAUGAAAAUCAGGCACCCAGCGACGCUGAAGAAAGUUCAAGUGAUAAGAGAGUUUCUCUUAACCAGAGUAAGAAAGGUAAAAGAGGGAAGAAAAUUGUGGCUACUAAGCCAGAUGACGCAGAUAUUGAUGCCGAGUCUUGGGACGAAGAAAAUGUUACCAAAAAAAACAAACGCGUAAGAAAAAACACAGCUCCGAAAACGGAAGAUGACGACGAAACUGGAUCAGAUGAUCAGCCAUUAAAUAACAGACCGAAAAAAGGCAAGAGAGGACAGAAUAAUGAUCACGCGAAAGACGAGGAAGUGGAGAUAAAAGAAGAGGAACAGUACGAGGUUGAAAAAGUAGUUGACUGUAGGAUUCAGUCUGGUGUCAAGCAGUACAAAAUCAGAUGGAAAGGAUUUGAAGAAGACCAAGAUACAUGGGAAACAGAAGAAAAUUUGAGUUGCCCUGACAGUAUUGAUGCAUUCUUGGCUGAAAACCCUGAUGCGUUUAAAAAAGUUGCCAAGGAAUCAAAAUCUAAAGGAGCCAAAAAGCCAAAAAAAGAGCCCUCCUCUCCACAACCCAAGAAGAAGCAACGUGUCGUGGAACCUGUUGCAGAAGAAGGUGGAGAGAAAGUUUAUGAGGUAGAGAAAGUUGUGGAAGUCCAUUUUAAGAAGAAUGGAGAAAGGGAAUUUCUCAUUCGUUGGAAAGGCUUUACUACUGAAGAUGAUACAUGGGAGCCUGAGGCCAAUCUAAACUGCCCAGAGUUGAUUGAAAAAUUCAUGCAAAAAGUGGAGAAGGCCAAGGAAGUGACUAUGCGAGAGUUGCGAGCCAAUCCCCAAGUAACAAACAGAUUUACUCUGAAUACUCCAGAUAAUGGGAGGCGCCUAUCGAGUCGGCACACUGCCAGGCAAAGGUGAAGUUGAUUUUUCUAAUUUUCUCAACUUGUUUUUCAUCAGGUAAUGACCAAGGUCCACUUGCUCUCAAAAAAUCCUGAGGUAAAGAAAUACACAUACCUUUGUUAACAGUUCAAGCUCUACUUUGGUUCCUGGAGUGAAAAGUAAUAGUUCUAUGUUUGAUAAUUGGUUUUUCUUUGUCCAAAAAGUUAACCCUUUGACUGCUCUAGACAAGUUGAUACACACAAUAUUUCUGUGCUUGGUAGCCUUUGGAUGAGUUAUUACACUCAGUCAGGUUGUUGCAGGGAGUCUCUGGACGAGAUUGUACAAGGAACCGUGAUGUUCCGAGAGUCUAGGCGAGUUCGCUUGUGCAGAUGCGAUUUCGGCUAUCGCUAGGACUUGCUGAUAACUAAGAUGCGUGGUAUCUGUGUACAAGUGAGCUCAGCUCACAGCGGGGCUAGGAGCAUGGCGCAAGACGCUUGACUCACAACUGGCUGGCCUGUAGCAGUUAAAAGAACAACAUACUUCAAUGCUGAGUGAAAAUAAGUGCAUCAAGAUAAAAUGAAGUGCACGAUCUAAAUAUGAACAAGUUAAUAUAAAUUGGAACUUCAGCAAAAGCAACAAAAGCAAACAGUUACUGUGGACAUCAUUGAAAAAGAAACUAGGGAAAACAUUGUGUUAAUCCUAAUAUCUUGAAGUUUUAUGUAAAAUUUUAUAACCUGUGCUUAGAGCAAAAUGUUCAUUUCUGAGUAUAUUUACUCGGUACAUUAACAAAACAGUAGGUGAGUAGUAGACGUGUAGUAACUUCAUGUUAGGAUUGAAUCUCUUAUUCCUUUUUUAAAAAGAAUUUUAUAGUUUUAUUUACAAUUAUUUUAAAUAUAUUAUUUGUGAAGUAUUCAGAGAUAGAAAAUGAAUUUUUUAAAGAAUUAUUUUAAAAAUGUUAUUUGUGAAAAUUGUAAGAGGAAAAGAGUCACGUAUAAGGGUGUUUACGUGAUAUUUACCAAGAGAAGCGUUUGGAUAGUUUUCUUGCUCUGCUUUUUUCAUAAGAGUUAAAGUCUGUUCAUAAAGCACAGACGCCUAAAAUAGGAGAUUAAGAUUUACAUUUUUAAUUUUUAUUUCUAUUGAAAAUACUCUAAAAUUUUCAUGUUUUCUGAGUUCAGAUUAUAUUUUUCAAAUACAAUUGUUUUAUUUUUUCUGUUUACGAAAGUUGAAGAUACAAUGAAGAUCAACUGAAAGUUUAUUUCAUUAAUUUUGUUUUCUACUAAUACCAGAGGACUGGUAGCAAAGUUGAUACAAGUAAUCUAUAGGUAACGUUUUUAAUUUCCAAUAUAGAUGAAUUAUUAUAAAAAUGGUUAUAAUAAAACUAUUACCUAAAUCCUUGAUUAUACUACUUUUGUUUUCAAAAGUGACCUUCAUGCUCUAUAGAGAUAUGUGCAUUUUUAGAUUUAUGGGGACACCAACAGUCCUGCAUCACAAUGUAUUCUUCCAAAAAUAAAUGUGUGAAUGGAGAAUAAAUUUAAUUACUACUUUGGUAAUCAUUGAGAAACUUGUCAAAACAUUCUGUUAUAUUUUAAUAUUUCAAGUGUUUUGGAAUAGCUACCUAACCCCAGUUGCCAUUUUUCCAAAACCUUUUUCACAUUAUUGGAAAUUGACAUCGGACUGACAAUUUUCUGGGAGAUGGUUUGCAUUGAUAUUUCCCUUAAAAUAAUAUUGUCGUUGUUCCCUUUUAUUUAUUAUGCAUAUAGUAUAUCAACUGAUGAUUGCAGGUAAGAAUUUGUCGGAUGUAAUUAUAUUUGUGCAAAUCCAAUUUUUUUUUUUGUUACCGGCAAGUGAAAAUCAACUUGGUUUAUAAGACAAAUAAAUUGUAUCACUUAUUGAUGCGAAAGACAUUUAUUGUGAGAGCAAAUUUUUAGUGCUAAUGUCAUGCUCUUCAAUAUUUCAUAUGCUAUUCCUGAUUCAGAAAACUUGAAGUUCAUGGUUUCAGAUUCAUUUACUUUUUGUCUAGAAACUUUUCAUUUGUAUAAAUGAAUAUGAUGAUUUGUGGUCAAGUAAUACUUAACUUAUUUUUCUCGCAGUUCAGGCAUUUCUGGGGAUUAAUGUAAUAUAUUUAAUUAUUUCCUGUUUGUUCAUGCUUUAUUUUUGUAGAUGUAGAUUUUGUGUCCUAGAUUUCAGUACUUGGAAAACAGGAGACAUUUUCUAAAAGGAUUUGUCAGAAACUGUUGUUUAAAAUGUAUCCCACGACUUUCUUGUUCCUUUAUUAGAGAGGAAAAAGUUCAAACAUUUAUCAUUGGUAAUACAACUAAUGCAGUGGUAUUUAUCUGGAAAUUUCCAAUCCACAAGUGAUAUUAAAUGAAACUAUUUCAUAAAUGAAUUGCCUCAAAAAAUGUUCAGAAUGCUCCUAAUACUAAUUAUCUUGUGUUUGCUCUCUAAGUACUUCCAAUGAUUGAUGUAUCUCACCUUGUGAUUGGCCAGCAAGAAGGUGGUAAGAAAUUGUGAUAAUUUCUGGGGGGAUAAGUGGUCUUCAUUGGUGCAUACCAGAUUUAUAGUUCAAUGCUGAAAAUGUUUUUGGUGUUUAUUUCACGAAUGAAAUAGUUGUAAAUGUAAGGUCCAGCUGAUAUUAUCCAAUUUCCUUGAAACAAACAAGGCACAAGAAAAUUUAAUGUGACUGAUUAUUGUUUUAGUUUAAGCUUUUAUAUUGUUGAUUUAUUUAAAAUUAUUACAAAGUAGUGCAAUAUGUUAAAAGAAGUAUUCUUAUAAAUAAAACGUGCAGCUCAUCAUCUACUCUAUAAACUUGUUGAAAAUGAACACUACCUUGUAGAUCUGGGAAGGUUAGUUAGUGACUGAUUUGUUUUACGUGAUGGAUAUGAGCAUUGUUUAUUUUAAUCACAUGUUCUUGUGAAUAAAAAUAGAAAAAUCUUUUGAUUUGAAUUGAUGUUGACCCUGCUUUCAAAUUGCAGAUGUUGCAUGAUGCAAAUUUUCAAAUGAACUUGUAUUCUUAUCCUUUUGUACUAAAUGUAAUUUCCAAGUUCUAGAAGUUAAUAAAUGGGUUUUAUGCAAGUCAUGCUUCUAUAUUAUAGAAAUUUCUCAAAUAUGAAAUAGUGUGUUUAUGGAGUGUCUUGUUAUUGAUUGUAACGGACAUUUUUGUAAAUACUGGGUUAAUUUUCAUUUAUUACUUCAGGCUAGGGAUGUGUCAAAACAAAGAGUAAACUUAAUAUUUAAUGAGGAUUGUUUCAAUGUAGUUCCUCUAUUUAUUGCCUUCAUAAUAUUUGCCAUUUCUUUCUCAAUAAAUAAAAAAAAAAAUUCUUCCCUUUGUUGUGAAGCAUGCUGGAGAUUCCUUCAGAGCAGAGAGAAACUAAGAAAAAGACUGAAAAGGAAAAAAAAUGUAUUAGUGAGAAAAAUACAUAACUGAAAUUAAAUAUUAUGAGCAAAAUAAAAACUUAAUAUUUUGAACUCCACUCCACUCCUCUCCUCUGGGACCUUGCAAGAACUGUGUCCAGGUCCUGGAACUUUUGCUUUAUUUAAAUGCUAUCUGAUGUAUGGGGAAGAAGUACCAUCUGUGCACAUUUUCAUGAGCUCCAGAAUCUCUUCCCAACAUUUUAAUUAUAAAUGAGAACUUUAAUGAAGAAUAAAAGAGAAAAGAAAAAAGUGGAAGAUAACAGCUUUUGAAAAUAGAUAUUUUCUCUAUGGAGUUGUAGAAUUUAUCCAGGACUUGCAAAAAGUAUAAACAGAGUUUCACUGUAAAUAUGCAUUUUGAUUUUCAAUUUUGGGGAGGUAAGAUCUGGUUUACUUCUGGUGGGAAGAGAAUGUAUGGGGAAGCAACAUCCAGCUGUUGCUGAAUGAGUUCUGAAAUUACCAGAUGUAAUUUCUAAAUUCUAGUAGGAGUACAUAAAUGUAUUCUGAAUAGCCUGUAAGACAACUGCCAAAAUAGUAAUUUUUUAGUGUGGUGUCAAAAUGCAUUUAUUUGGAUAAAAUGUUAGUCUGUCAAAGUUAAUUCAAUACGUCAGGAGAUAUUUGGUCACUGGAGUUUUUUGACAAUUACAGAAAAUUCUUUAGAAGUGAAAAUUGCUAUAGAAAAAAAAAAAAGAAAAAGCUACAAGUUUUUAUUCUUCUUUACAUGAUGUUACAUUUGCAGGAAGAUUUUUUUCCUCAUCCUCAGGCUACAAAGAAUAAACAGCAAAUUUAACAAAGCCACUGCACUAAAUAAAAUGUUUCCAACUUUAAAAAUUGUACAAGAUAUAGUAAAAAAACAUAUUAAAACUAAAAUAUAAUUGUAUUAACACUCAAUUUAAAAAUUAAAUGUGGUGACUUACAUAAAAAAAUUCCACAAAUAUUCUUAAUAAAUUAAAAUGAACAGCAACCAGUGUAAAAGUAUCUUUUUGCAUUCUUUGGGGUUGAAGAUAAACUCUUCCUUAAAAUGUUGCAUAAUAUUAUGUAAAGCAGAAUAAGCAUAGCCUAAUAAAAUAGCAGAAAGCUCAUCAGCACAUCAAUUAGCGGUUUUCUGUCUAAGUAGUAAGAAUUUGUUUACAUUUUUCAAAUUCUGAGGCUUUUUCAUACUUAACGAGUUGACUUGUAUUUGGGUAAAUACAGUAUAUUUGUAUUCCUGCAUUUUCAUUGGCCAUUAUGGUAUAUGCUUCCAAAUCCUAUAAAUCACAAUAACAGGCUCUUAAAAAUAGCUCAUGACAUUCACAGCUAUUUUACAAGAUUUAUACAAUGUCUUCUCGUGACUACACAAGGAUUUAUAUGAACCAGAUAUUUUCUCACCGUGUUAGGUAGAAAUAAGCUAAUUUUGAACAAUGUACUUUGGCAGGGUUACGAAGAUUACUUUAAAAAACAACUUUACAGCAAUGUAGUGUCAAAAACUAGUAAUGGGGUCAUCCAUUAAAUGUAUAUCGCUUGAAGUGGGGGGUGAAGCAAUUGUGCUGUUACAGGUGUUGCAUUAUUUUAUAGUUACAAAUUUUAAAUAUUUGCAGUAAUCCCUUAUAGUCUGUCUUAAACUAAGACUACAGAGAUUAAAAUAUAUUAUAAAUAUAAAUUAAAAAAGUUGUUAUAAUAAAUAGAAAUAUUUUUUUCAUCGAUCUGAUAAUUUAACAUGUUAGAUUAUGAAGAAAAUAUUCAAACCUAUUGUAUAAUAAUUUAUAAAAAUUCAAUUGAAAACGGACUGGAGACUCCCACUCAUACUUUAUUCAUGAUUGCAUCUGCCCAGCUUGCUGGCAGACAUUUUUUGCCUAUGCCGCCUUCUCUCAAAUUACUGUCGAGUAUUUUUGUUUGGUGCUGUCAAAUUUGCCAACUUAUUCUGACAGUUGGUAAAAUUAAGGUUUUAUUUGGUGGGUGUAAUUGAUGUGAGUUGAAAUUCAUUUUGUAAUCAUGUACAUAUGAAUAGUAUUACAAACAGUUAAUUAACCUUCACUACUGUAUGUUUUGCAUCGUAACGCCAGAGCCACCCAUUGUCAUGAUUAUUAGAGGGGGUGAUUACUAGGGCCUGAACCUUUUUUGUAUUAAUCGGUGUGGCUUUUUUGACUUUAUUGGAGUGUAAGGUUUUAGGUUAUAUUCAGAUUCGAAAGGGUCCAAGUAAAGUAGGUAAUAUAGGGAUUCCUCAUCCUUUUGCUGAUGCUAUUAAGUUAUAAGAAAAUAUUUUGAUUUAUUCAGUAGAGAGUUUUGUUUUAGAAAAUUCAGAAGGAUCAAAAAAUUCAAUUGUAAACUACAUGUGUAUUGUGCUCAGUGGCUUCUUACAAUUCAUGGUGCUCUUGGAAGUCAAUGGCAGUGAUCAAGAUACUGCAUAUUUUAGUAAAACCGGGACUGCGCUAUAAUGAAUUUCCUGUCUCCCCUCUCUUUCUUUAUUCACAUGUUAAUGGAACUAUAUUCAGUUUUAUCGAAUUAUUCAAUAUUACUAAAGUGAAGUUAUUGGCUAGGAAAAAGGAAACCUCAAAUAUAGUAGUUUUAGUGCAUGAGAAAAUGUCUCUGUUUCUGAUUUAUAUAUUAAACUAAUUUAAUUAUUACACAUCUUCAUACAAAACCCAAAUAAAAUUAAUACAAAUCAUUUUUACCGUUUAUGAGUGACACAAGCAUUACAUAAUUAUUUAGGAGGGUUCAAUGGAGAGGGGUAUCCUAAAUAUUCCAGAUUUGUGUGACGAAUUUAUGGAUGAGCCUAAAGGGAAAAAGCAUGACUUGUUGAUAAACAUCGAAUAAGAAGCAAGUGUUUCCUUCUAUUUCUGCACCAAAAUUUUUGGUAGAUAAUGAACAUCCUGACACUCCUUUUCAUAUCUGCAAUUUGAAAAGGGUUUUUAACAUUAGAAUCAUAUUUUCCUCUUUAAAUGUAAUAUUUGCUGGCUGAACCAGUGUUGUCAGAUUAACAUUUCCCCCACAAAAUUUAGGUUUUUGUUUUGUCUUGUGGAUGUUUUAGAGGGCAAAUUUAUUUUGGGGUUUUCAUUGAGUUAAAAAAAAUCUAUUGUGUGUAAAACUGCAAAAAUAGUUGUCAAUGAUUACUGCAGGUAUGUUUAUUCAAAUAAAACAAAGUGUAGUAAAAACACUUAGAGGCUCGAAGAUCGUUUGAACGAAUCCUAUUUUUUAAGUUGGUGGUUGUUUGUCACAACCAAAGAUUGAUAGAAGAGUGCAACUCAUUCAGAAAAGGAUUGAAUCAUAGCAAUAAGCCAGUAAUGGAAACAACCAUUUUGGUUAAAGGAAAGUUUUUUCAAAGAGAUAUUAUGUCCUGUUGAGUUAUUACAAGGCUGCAGAUUUAUAGGCAGACAAAAUAGGUAUUUAAAAAUAUAAAAUAGCCUUUAAAAAGACACUCUAUAUUUUUCUUAUGCUUAUUUAUGUACUUGUGUAGAAAGUUUCUGAAGUGCACGUAAUAUAGUUAUCUUCAUGGUAUGUUUGUUUUUUCACUCUGACAAAUUCUCAUUUCAAUCAUUGUUGGGCAAUUCAGAGAAAAAGGCUGAAGAGCAGUUACUACCUAUUUGCUUUUCAUUAAAUGCAAGCUGUUUGUGUGAUUUGUUUUCAUCGCCAUGCAUCACACAAAUGUAAGUAGAGUUACUGGAAUAUCAUUUACUCUCUUGCAUUAUAUCUAAAAAUAUAACUUCAAAAUUUGCCAUUUUCAAAAAUUCAGAGAGUUCAAUGAAAAUGAGAUACAUGCCAUUCUUUUAAGAGUCCUUUGUUCUAUGAGUGCGGAAAAAAAAAAAAAAAAAAA
Molecule: messenger RNA, 9063 nt
Organism: Gryllus bimaculatus (two-spotted cricket)
Lineage: Eukaryota; Metazoa; Arthropoda; Insecta; Orthoptera; Gryllidae
Source: the annotation of a GenBank genome assembly